UUGAGUCUUGACCGGUUGGAAAUAAAUAAAAAUAUUGAAGUGUAUGUUUAAACUUCGCAAGUAUCUUACAGAAUAAAUUACAAAAUUAAUGAUUAUCUUAUUUCAUUUUCAACAAAAACAAUUCAGUAAAACGAGUUCUUCAACAAUUGAUGUUAAAAGUACUUCUUUUAAGUUAAUUUUAUUAGUGCCGUUUCAAAAUGAGUAGUUUUCGAUUCAAAAACAAAGAUGAAAAACCUGGAUAUGGAGAAGAAGAUUCAAAUUUUGAAUCAGCCAUUAAUUCAACUUUUGUUUAUAAUCCAUACAUGUCACUGGAUAUACAAAGCCAAAGAAAUAAGCUACCAAUUACAAAGCAUCGUAACCAAAUUUUAUAUCUAUGUGAAAAAUUUCAAACAUUAAUACUUGUGGGAUCUACUGGAAGCGGAAAGAGUACUCAAGUAUCACAGAUGCUUGCUGAUAGUGGCUUAUGUCAAUACGGAAAAGCAAUCGCCGUAACAGAACCUCGCAAAAUAAGUGCCAUAACAUUGGCAACCCGUGUAGCACAAGAACAAAAAACCAAUCUCGGUCAACUGGUUGGUUAUUCAGUGAGAUUUGAUAACUGUUGUGAACCUAAUACAAAAAUUAAGUAUUUAACCGAAGGUAUUUUGCUGAAUGAAAUGAUGAGUAAUCCUUUACUAGUCAACUAUUCGGUGAUCAUAUUGGACGAAAUACACGAGAGAAGUUUAUUAACCGACAUUUUAAUGGGUCUAUUGAAAAAAGUGUUAAAAAAACGGCCAACAUUACGACUGGUUGUAUUGUCUGCAACAAUGGACGCUUUACAACUACAAUCUUUUUUCAAUUUUAACCAAAGUGAAAACACUGAAGAUGAUACUGCAACAAUAUUAGGCAUCGAAGGAAGAUCCUAUCCAACUAAAUUAUUUUAUUUAAGAGAACCAAUACCUAAUUACAUUGAUGAAGUAAUUAACACAGUAAUAAAAAUUCACAAAAUUGAACAAUCUGGUGAUAUUUUAGUAUUUUUAACUGGAAAAGAAGAAGUUAUGGAAGCUGUCAACUUGUUGGAUGAUUACAAUAUUAAAAAUACACAAGACAAGGUAAAACUGUACCCUGUUCCAAUGCAUGGAACAUUAACAAAUGAUGAACAAUUAAAAGCAUUUCGACCUGCUCCGAAAGGUUAUCGUAAGGUAGUUUUUUCUACCAAUAUUGCAGAAACAUCUGUUACUAUUCCUGGAAUCGUAAAUGUCAUUGACUGUGGGUUUGUUAAACUGAAGUGGUUUAAUUCGAGGCUCGGAGCCGAUUCACUUAUUACUGUUCCUGUUUCUAAAGCAUCAGCUAUACAAAGAGCUGGACGAGCUGGAAGAGAACGACCUGGAAAAGUUUACAGACUUUAUACAAAAGAAGCCUACAACAAUUUGACAAACGCUACACCGCCUGAAAUGAUGCGUUCAGAUCUGACCGAUAUUGUUUUACAACUUAAAGCGAUAUACAUUAAUAAUGUUUUGAGAUUCCCUUUUUUGAGUCCACCGCCAGCAAAAAAUCUGCUAUUCGCCUUGGAAAUGUUAAAAGCUUUAGAAGCCAUUGACAAAUAUGGAAAUUUAACAAACAAAUUUGGAACUGUAAUGUCCGAAAUACCGUUGCCAGCAAAACAUUCAAGAAUGUUAAUUAAAUCUGGUGAAAUGGGCUGCUCGUCAGAAAUUGUAUCUAUAUUAGCAAUGCUCCAACUCCAAGAUCCGUUUGUGAGACCCAAGUACGGAGCUACGAUACAAAGAGCUAAAAUACAACACAGAAGUUUUGAGGUUGCCGAAGGAGACUUGAUAACAAUACUAAAUGUAUACAAUGGAUUUUUAAAAAAUAAAGCUACUAGUAAACAGUGGUGUCACCGAUAUUUUAUCAACUACAACGAAUUAUGUAAAGCGCAAAAAAUCCGUGCUCAUUUAUUAGACUCCAUGAAAAAAUUUAAAAUACCACUUAAAUCGUGCAAAGGAGACACAAGAAUAAUCGUAAAAUGCAUUGCAUCGGGACUAUUUAAAAACGCUGCUUAUCUUCAUUACACUGGAGUGUAUAAAUCUGUUGGCUCCGAUGAAGAUUUAUAUUUCCACCCUAGAUCAAUUCUCAACUAUGUUAAUCAACCGCAAUGGGUUUUAUAUGACGAACUACUAGAAACUACCAAAACAUAUAUUAAGGAUUUAACUGAAGUUACACCAUCCUUAUUACUAGACACAGCUUCACACUAUUUUUCUACACCAACAUUAUAGUCGCGUACUUAGUAUUACACGAUUAAUGUCUGACAUUUGACUGUUAAAUUGCAUUUAAUUUUGUAAAAAUGUUUGUGUAUAAAUUGUCCUAAUAAUUAUUGUAAUUAUUUAAAGAUGAAA
Adelges cooleyi (spruce gall adelgid) is the source of this 2369-nucleotide messenger RNA. Its product is annotated as probable ATP-dependent RNA helicase DHX35. Bases 198 to 2249 code for a protein of 683 amino acids. The record is from RefSeq and is a predicted model, not a curated record. Gene Ontology annotation, molecular function: ATP binding; RNA binding. The transcript is spliced from 11 exons. Gene Ontology annotation, cellular component: intracellular anatomical structure; catalytic step 2 spliceosome. NCBI's taxonomy places the organism in Eukaryota, Metazoa, Arthropoda, Insecta, Hemiptera, Adelgidae.